CAAUCAGGGGAGACUUUAUGUGUUGCACCGGUGCACCGGGAAAAGGUGCACUGAAAAUAUCCGCAGGAGGACAGCGAGACUCCGACUGGUGUCUUUACUGGGAAAUGGAGGAUGACGUUGCGUUUUAUAAGGAGCUACCAAAGGUGGAGCUCCACGCUCACCUGAACGGCUCCGUGAGCGUCCAGACCGUGGAGAGGCUCAUCCAGCGGAAACCGCACCUCAACAUUGAACACAGCAUGACGGCUAUCGGUAAAGGCCAGCGGAGGACACUGGACGAAUGUUUUGAGGUAUUCAAAGUAAUCCACAAACUGGUGGACACGGAUGAGGAUAUCCUGAUGGUGGCGAAAGAUGUCAUCAAAGAGUUUGCGGCUGAUAACGUGAAAUAUCUUGAGCUGAGAAGUACCCCGAGGGAAGAGAAGGACACAAGGCUAACAAAAAAGAGCUAUGUCGAUGCUGUCAUUAAAGCCAUUCAGCAGUGUAAAAACGAGGGUUUGGACAUCGACGUCAGGUUUUUGGUGGCCAUCGACCGCAGGAAUGGCCCGGAGGUUGCACUGGAGACGGUGAAGCUGGCGGAGGACUUCAUGCUGUCGUCUGGAGACCUGGUGGUGGGAAUCGACCUCAGCGGAGAUCCAACGGUGGGCCAUGGCAGGGUUCUGCUUCCUGCUUUGGAGAGAGCCAGAAACAGUGGACUGAAGCUGUCACUGCACAUGUCAGAAGUUCCCUCCCAGCUGGAGGAGUCCGAACUGCUGCUGAAUCUUCCUCCUGACCGGAUCGGUCACGGUACCUUCCUGCAUCCUGAAAUGGGCGGCUCUCAAUCCCUUGUAGACCGAGUGGUGAAACACCAGAUCCCUCUGGAGAUUUGCCUGACAUCAAACGUCAAAGGACAAACUGUGCCGAGUUACUCCCAACACCACUUCAGAUACUGGUACCAGCUGGGACAUCCAUGUGUCAUUUGUACCGACGAUAAGGGCGUGUUUUGUACGGACUUGUCCCAGGAGUACCAGCUGGCUGCGUCCGCCUUCGGUCUGAGCCGUGACGCCGUGUGGAGGCUUUCUGAGCGAGCUGUGGACUGCGUCUUCGCGGGAGAGGCUGUGAAGCAGCAGCUCAGACAGAAGUGGACAGAGUUACAGCCCGGGCUGCUCAAGUGACCCGAGCUCCCAUUGGGGAGACCAUUUCAAACAUCUGGGUUUAUUUAAUUUUUGACUGAAACCCAAAAGAAAACUGUAAAAUGUACAUAUAUAAAAAUGUUUUAAUAUGUU
Molecule: messenger RNA, 1259 nt
Organism: Fundulus heteroclitus (mummichog)
Lineage: Eukaryota; Metazoa; Chordata; Actinopteri; Cyprinodontiformes; Fundulidae
Gene: mapda
Product: adenosine deaminase-like
Exons: 10
Coding region: 18-1148 (376 amino acids)
Biological process (GO): adenosine catabolic process; inosine biosynthetic process
Molecular function (GO): adenosine deaminase activity
Source: RefSeq, a predicted model, not a curated record